CCAAAGGUCCCUGCACAAUGUUUAAAAACCAGUCCAAUGUGGACAGUUAAGUCUUUUCUUCAACGCGUUCAACUGCAACAAUGAAACAACUAUUGACACUAGCUUUGCUGCUAUGUGCACUGGCCACAUUGACAGAAGCUUCCUGCUUCGUCAGGGACGCAAAAUCAAAUGGCACCCACUGCUUUGAUGUGAUUGAUAACACUUGGUAUGAAAAUGAAGCAACAUGGAGAAACAGCGAGUGUUAUGACUGUUCUUGCAGAGGAUGUUGUUCGGCGUACUCCACGCCCAGAGCGUUCCCUGAGGAUUGUGUGUCAGUAUUCAACCAAGCUCUAUGUGAAUACAUAGUGCACAAGAAGGGUGACCCCUCAACACUGUGUCCCAUUUGGGCGUCAGUUGGAAAGUAAUGAGACCGCAGUAGCCAAACAGUGAUGUUUGACACUGUGACUGAAUCAAUAAAACAUAGCUUUAACAAACA
Synchiropus splendidus (mandarinfish) is the source of this 475-nucleotide messenger RNA. RefSeq names its product beta-microseminoprotein (gene msmbl). NCBI's taxonomy places the organism in Eukaryota, Metazoa, Chordata, Actinopteri, Syngnathiformes, Callionymidae. Bases 81 to 404 code for a protein of 107 amino acids. The record is from RefSeq and is a predicted model, not a curated record. The transcript has 4 exons.